This is a messenger RNA of Nicotiana tabacum (common tobacco), 1408 nucleotides long. The record is from RefSeq and is a predicted model, not a curated record. Lineage: Eukaryota; Viridiplantae; Streptophyta; Magnoliopsida; Solanales; Solanaceae.
AUGGUCAAAGAGUCAUUUGUUCAAAAGCUUGAUGUCAAACGCAUUGCAUCUGCAUCAAACAGCCGUAAUGGAGUACCAUUACCAGUACUUCCCAAUUCCAAAAGUUGGAAUUCCAAGUUUUCUUCAAUGAUCUCAUCACAAAUGAUAUCAGUACCCUAUUUAAAUCCCUCUCAUCUAAUAAGCCUUACUUUGCAGUCAAAGUUCCCGAUUCUUCUCCGGAGGAAGAGGGGAAAGCAUAACUCGGGUGAUGUGGUUCUCAAGGACUUGAAACUGAAGGCAGAGGCUUUGAAUUCCUUGAAAUUACCAGUUACUGUCAAAGCUGGUUUUGUUGGAACCAUAACUCUUAAGGUUCCUUGGAAAAGUCUUGGCAAGGAGCCUGUUAUUGUUCUUAUUGAUAGAGUCUUCAUUUUAGCUCAUCCUGUUGUUGAUGGAAGGUCUCUUAAGGAAGAAGACCGAGAAAAACUUUUCGAGGCAAAACUUCAACAAAUAGAGGAAGCAGAAUCAGCCACCCUUGAGGCAUUAUCGAGAUCAAAGUUAGGAAGUCCACCUGCUGGAAAUUCUUGGCUUGGAUCAUUAAUUGCUACUAUAAUUGGAAAUCUCAAGAUUUCAAUUAGCAAUGUCCAUGUCAGAUAUGAGGAUUCUGUCAGCAAUCCUGGGCAUCCAUUUUCUUGUGGGGUUACUCUUGCAAAGCUUGCAGCAGUUACGAUGGAUGAACAAGGGAAUGAAACAUUCGAUACAAGUGGCGCUUUGGAUAAAUUGCGUAAGUUGGUGCAACUUGAAAGGCUUGCCAUGUACCAUGAUUCAAACAGCAAGCCAUGGAAGUUGGACAAGAAAUGGGAGGAUCUUACUCCAAAAGAAUGGAUUGAGAUAUUUGAAGAUGGUAUUAAUGAACCUUCAAAUAACAGUAGAAACUUAUCUGGAUGGGCGGAAGAUCGCAACUACUUGGUGUCACCAAUUAAUGGGGUCCUCAAGUAUCAUCGUCUGGGAAAUCAAGAAAGAAAUGAUCCUAAUGUUCCCUUUGAGAUGGCUUCUCUGAUCAUCAGUGACGUAUCGUUGACCGUCAAUGAGGUUCAAUAUCAUGAUUGGAUAAGACUUAUGGAGGUCAUUACAAGAUAUAAGACAUACAUUGAAGUUUCUCAUUUGAGACCAAUGGUGCCCGUUUCAGAGGAUGUCAGUAGUUGGUGGCGGUAUGCCGCUCGUGCAGGAUUGCAGCAGAGGAAAAUGUGCUAUAGAUUCUCCUGGGACCAAAUUCAAGCCCUAUGUCAUCUUCGUCGGCGUUAUGUACAAUUAUAUUCUGAUUCAUUGCAACAGCUGCCGAAUAUUGAUAGCUCAGAGAUCAGAAACAUUGAGAAAGAUCUUGAUCCUAAGGUUAUUUUGUUAUGGAGGUAGGUUACAUAAUGUUUGUUCU